Messenger RNA from Orbilia oligospora ATCC 24927, 1806 nucleotides. RefSeq lists its product as uncharacterized. NCBI's taxonomy places the organism in Eukaryota, Fungi, Ascomycota, Orbiliomycetes, Orbiliales, Orbiliaceae. Bases 1 to 1806 code for a protein of 601 amino acids. The record is from RefSeq and is a predicted model, not a curated record. The transcript is spliced from 4 exons. Gene Ontology annotation, molecular function: transmembrane transporter activity. Gene Ontology annotation, biological process: transmembrane transport.
AUGUCGUCUGAAGAUAAACGACCAACGACAAGCAAAGCUAGUCGGCUACAGCCAGGUGGUGCCAUAGAUCCAGAUGCUUCAAGAUUAGAUCUACAGCUUCAAAAGAGCUUUUCUGGCCAAUUUUUCGACGACCAAUCCGUAUAUAACCAACGAGAAGCUCAAACAUAUUAUGCAAGCAGCUCAGAUGGGGAUUCACCCGCGGCCGAAAAGUCAGGCUCUCGAUCUCGAUUAGGAAAUGAGGGAGGCGACUCGAAGAAGUUUGGAAAAGAUGACGAUAUAGAAUCUCCGAUCGAUAGUGAUAUUGAAAAAGGUGUUCUAGACUCGUCUGACGAUGAUGGCAAGUUGCAAUUAUCAAAGACGAAGAGUGGCAAGAGCGGAAGGAGUAACAGACGGGAUCCUAAUUUGGUGGACUGGGACGGGCCAGAUGACCCUGAGAACCCUCUGAAUUGGAGUAUCAAGAAGAAGUGGAUUGCGACAGUAGUCGUUUCAUCCUUUACUUUCAUAUCUCCGGUGUCUUCGUCCAUGGUUGCUCCUGCAAUACGUUCAAUAUCACAGGAUUUGAAUAUUACAGGAACCGUGGAAGCACAGCUAACACUAUCCGUUUUCGUGCUUGCAUAUGCUAUAGCACCUUUGUUCGUGGGUCCGCUAAGUGAAGUGUACGGGCGGGUACCCGUAAUUCAACUUUCGAACCUAUUUUACUUAAUCUUCAAUACAGCUUGUGGUGCGAGUCAGACAAAGGUUCAAAUGAUCGUAUUCCGCUUCCUAGCUGGGGCGGGAGGUGCUGCUCCUUUGGCAUUGGGUGGUGGUAUCCUCAGUGAUGUUUGGCCUCCAGAGCAACGUGGCAAAGGUAUCUCGAUGUACUCGUUAGCUCCACUACUUGGACCAGCGAUCGGACCGAUUGCUGGUGGUUGGAUCGUUCAAUCCGGUCUCGGAUGGCGAUGGAUCUUUUUCAUCGUCUCGAUCGCCGAUGCUGUUAUCCAAGUACUAGGUCUUCUCUUCCUUCAGGAAACUUAUGCUCCAAAACUUCUGGAAAUCAAGGCUCGCCGUCUACGAAAAGAAACCGGAAACACACAUCUACAUACACCCUACGAGGCUGACGAGAAGAGGAAAUUGAGUAAGAUCCUAAGAAAGGCUCUAGUCCGGCCAUUCAUCCUUCUUGGGACACAACCUAUCGUGCAAUUCAUGGCAGCCUAUAUGGCGUUUUUAUACGGAAUGCUGUACCUUGUACUGUCGACAUUCCCAGCACUGUGGGAAGGGAAAUAUGGCCAAUCAGUUGGCAUUGGGGGCCUGAACUACAUAUCUUUGGGACUGGGUUUCUUUCUCGGCACCCAGAUAUGCGCUCCAAUCAACGAUAGGAUCUACGUAAAACUUAGUAGACGAAAUAACAACAUCGGCCUCCCAGAGUUUCGGGUACCGUUGAUGCCGAUCGGAGCUGUUCUCGUGCCCGUAGGCCUGCUUAUCUACGGUUGGACAGCGCAAUCAGUAACACAUUGGAUCUGGCCAAACAUCGGUGCCUGUAUCUUCGCCGGAGGCUCUAUUAUGGGCUUCCAGAGUAUCCAAACCUAUAUUAUCGACUGCUACACUCGAUAUGCUGCUAGCGCUAUCGCUUCGGUCACCGUUUUGAGAAGUUUAGCCGGGUUCGCGUUCCCGUUAUUCGCUCCGACGAUGUAUGAAAAGCUUGACUAUGGGUGGGGUAAUACUACAUUGGCAUUGAUUGGCAUUGUUAUUGGCUGGCCCGGGCCGUUUAUUUUGUGGAAAUGGGGGGCGAAUCUUAGAGAAAAAAGUCAGUUUGCCGCUGGAAAUUAG